Molecule: messenger RNA, 810 nt
Organism: Chironomus riparius
Lineage: Eukaryota; Metazoa; Arthropoda; Insecta; Diptera; Chironomidae
Source: the annotation of a GenBank genome assembly
AUGAUUUUCAAUAAUCGAGAGAUUAAUGCCAAAAAGCCGAUAAUUCCUUUACAAACUGAAAAUGGAUAUACUAAAAACAGAAAGGGUCGAAUUACAAACGGAUAUAUUGCGGAAACAGGAUCUAGAUUUCUUCCAUUCUAUACAUUAUUAUAUGUACGAAGAAAUGUGGCAUCGUAUAGCAUGUGUGCUGGAUCGAUUAUUGGUGAAAAGUUCAUUUUAAGUGCAGGUCAUUGCUUUGAAAAUUGUAUCGAGGUGUUUAUUUUGGCGGGUUUUAACAGCAGUCAGAUUGAUUCGUUCACAUUUUUUGAUCAAGUGCCAUCGAGUAGUGUAAUUAUGCAUCCGACAUAUAAUUCAACAACAAUAGCAAAUGAUAUAGCAUUGAUUCAACUGUCAAGAAGUAUCACAUACGGAUUAUUGCUUCAAAGAAUCAAACUUCCAUCUUUAAUGUCAAAUUUUCUUAAUAAAACCGGUGUCGUUUCCGGUUUUGGCACUUACUCUGAUAUUAAUCCAAUUACGUCAAAUCUUCUCAGAUACACAUUUGUAACUGUAAUGAAUGGAACAAUGUGUCAAAUAUCUUAUGGAUCAUCAUUCUUUAGAACUGAACAGCAAUUGUGUGUUGAUACAAAGGGAGGUCACUCAUCUUGCUCAGGAGAUUCUGGUGGUCCAUUGGGAAUAUUUGAAAACAGCGAACUCACUUUAGCUGGAAUUGUAAGUUAUGGUAGUGAUAAAGGUUGUGAACUAGGGAAUCCAGAAGUUUAUACAAAAGUUAGUUCAUACCUUCCGUGGAUACAAAAUAAUACAAACAUUUAA